AUGAGGCCAGAAGCUCAGCGACAGAUAGUGUUUCAGUCCCUGGGUACCUGCAAGCUGUUCAACCCAGAAGAGCUCAGACAUGGCAGGCAGCAUUGUGGAGACUUUGAGAACUGUUCUCUGUGCAGACAAUACAAAAAUAACUUUGAAUUCUUACACUGUAAUUCAGUUGCAAAUAGUACUGUAGUUCCGGCUAAUGGGGUAAUAACGUUGGCCACUGCUGGAAAUAUGCCAGGGAGCUGCAAAAAUCUUCCAUGUUACAAGAGCCCGCGGUCAGAAAACACAGUGAUACCGGAUUACCCUGCCUCAGCAACAAGCAAAGGAGAUGUUUCUACUGCAUGCUGUGCGCGACCGAAGAGCCGUGGCCCUAAAGUGAGUGAGCCCCAAAACAUGUAUGCUUUGGAUCAGACAGAAGUGAAUAACAACUGUGAAUAUCAAACCAGAGAUGUAGUUUCUCAUUCUGUUGGUGCGCACGAUAGCUUUAAUUCGAGUUUCAGCUUCAUACAGCUCUCCCUGAACUCGUCUGUUGGAGUCAGCGAUGCUGAAGUCAGGUCAGCUCUCAAGGAAGCUGAGUAUGUUCUGCAUCCCAGCACUGCAGGAAAUUUGCAGAAGCCAGACGAGACAGCACAGACUUGUGAGCGCUCGGGAGCUUUGCAUCGCUUCUCCAGGCCCAGGGACGGUUUGGAGUAUGAAAAUGAUACCACAGCAAAUGAUAAACUACAGGACUGUGAGACAGUCUCUCUCUCAGAUACAGACGCAGCAUUUUCAUAUUCUACAGAUUCCUCGGCUGCAGCAUCUGCUGAUUCUUCAGUCACCUCAGGCUAUGAAAGCAGCUUUACUGUUAGUGACCAUAACUGGGAUACUUUGAUGAAAAAAUAUGAACCAGUGCUACAGGACUGCCUGCUUGGCAACCGCAGCACAUUAAAGAUAAAAUCCCUGAUCUUACAGCUUCAGAGGCUUCAGGAAAAAGCGAUAGAGGAAGAUGACUAUGAUAAAGCCGAUAAAUUUAGACGGAAACUGGAAGAAAUGGAGAAAGAAAAAAAUUCUUUGAAAUUUCAGCUUCCAUCAAGGCAUCCAUCAAUUAGCAAUUUUUUGGAUAGAUUUGUUACCCAGGUUCAAGAAGUGUUGCGCUGGGCUGCUGAUUGUCGGGUUAGACAUGAAGAAACCCAGCUUUGGCACGAAAACGAACGUAAACUUUUGAGAUCCACUUAUCAAGAGAGGAUGCAGGUUUCAGCCUCAAAACGAAACCACCUUUUUCAAGAAAAGAAGUGGUUACAGAAGGAAAUCGAAGAUCUUCGAGCAAGACUGGCCAUAUUAGAAGCAAAAGAUCAACAGCUAAGGAGAGAAAUUGAAGAACAAGAUAGACUUAUUCAGUCACAGGACUGUGAGCUGACUGCUUUGCUUGGCUGCAUUUCUUUGAGAGAACUACAGGAAAUAAGCAAGGCUGUGGAUGACACGUUAGCAUCCUCCUAUCAAAUUCCAUUCAGCCUGGAUCUUCCAGGGACGUUAAAGAG
Messenger RNA from Eurypyga helias (sunbittern), 1511 nucleotides. RefSeq names its product disrupted in schizophrenia 1 (gene DISC1). The transcript has 5 exons. The record is from RefSeq and is a predicted model, not a curated record. Gene Ontology annotation, biological process: cilium assembly; neuron migration. The annotation marks the transcript as partial. Gene Ontology annotation, cellular component: microtubule; intermediate filament cytoskeleton; mitochondrion. Lineage: Eukaryota; Metazoa; Chordata; Aves; Eurypygiformes; Eurypygidae.